AUGCGUCCAGUUACUCUAUUUACAGCUCAAUUUGGUGAUAUUCCACUUGAAAUUCUUGUAACAAAAGCUCGUGAAUGGGGUUUUGAUGGACUAGAACUUGGUGGACAUCUUGAUAUUCGUAGAGCAUCAACUGAUCAAUCAUAUUGUCAAGAAAUUCUUUCUUUAUUAGCAAAAAAUAAUUUAAAACUUUUUGCUAUCUCAGCACAUUUAGUUGGUCAAGCUGUAUGUGAUCAUAUUGAUGAACGACGUCAUCGAUCUAUAUUACCAGCCCAUGUUUGGGGUGAUGGAGAAUCUGAAGGUGUCAAACAGCGAGCAGCUAAAGAAGUAAUUGCUGCGGCAUAUGCAGCUAAAAAUUUAGGUAUUAAAAUUGUUAAUGGUUUUACUGGUUCAAGUAUUUGGCAUUUACUUUAUGGUUUUCCACCAAUUAAUCCUGAACAAAUAAAUGAAGGUUAUGAAGAUUUUGCUAAAAGAUGGAAACCUAUUUUAGAUGAAUAUCAAAAAUGUGAUGUUCAUCCAAGUGAAAUUGCUUUUGAUAUUGUUAGUGCUGAACGUGCAUUAAAUGCUAUUGAUAAUCAUUUAUCUUUUGGUUCUAAUUUUGAUCCAUCACAUUUAGGAUAUCAGGGUGUUGAUUAUAUUGAAUUUUUACGUCGUUUUAAAUCUCGAAUAUUUCAUGUUCAUAUGAAAGAUGUUGAUUUUAAUUGGAAUCAACCUUGUGAAGUAGGUGUUUUCGGUGGACAUACAAUGUUUGGUGAUCCAAGACGUUUUUUUAAUUUUCGUUCACUUGGACGUGGAAAAAUUGAUUUUGAAAGAAUUAUUCGAACAUUAAAUCAAAUUAAUUAUCAAGGUCCAUUAUCUGUUGAAUGGGAAGAUGGUGAUAUGGAUAGAGAAGCAGGUGCUCAAGAAUCACUUCAAUUUGUACGUCGAUUAGAUUUUAAACGUGGUGAUAUGCAAUUUGAUGCAGCAUUUAGUAAACAAUAA
This is a messenger RNA of Adineta steineri, 978 nucleotides long. Lineage: Eukaryota; Metazoa; Rotifera; Eurotatoria; Adinetida; Adinetidae. The record is from the annotation of a GenBank genome assembly.